Messenger RNA from Sclerotinia sclerotiorum 1980 UF-70, 246 nucleotides. RefSeq lists its product with no specific name. NCBI's taxonomy places the organism in Eukaryota, Fungi, Ascomycota, Leotiomycetes, Helotiales, Sclerotiniaceae. The coding region runs from base 1 to 246 and encodes 81 amino acids. The record is from RefSeq and is a predicted model, not a curated record. The transcript is spliced from 2 exons.
AUGAUUGAUCUUGAGCACGAAGCUCUACACAAAGGAAACCAUCCUGAUUAUAUAGACCUUCGUCCUUCAUUGGAUCUCUUGGAUCCUGAGAGUUUAUGGACCUUCGAUUCGUAUGGACCUACGAUUCGUAUGGAUCUACGAUUUGUAUCCUUGAAUAUGCAGGGUCUAUCAUGUGACUUGGAUCAGACUAUAUGUCCAAGCUUGCUAAGGAGAUCUCGUGAGGAAGUUGUCAUACAAUUUUGUUGA